AUAUGCCCAACUGGAAAGGUGCGAAAAUUUCAGCAGCUUUUAAAGCAUGCGUUAAACUGUAUGAAGAAGGUGAACUGUAUAACUUUCUCCUACCCGUUAGUAAAACAGAGUGCAUAGCGAAGGUAUCUGAGGAAUUGUUUAAAAAUUGGAAAAAGCACAAUGACGAUGUUACUCUUCGACUUGUUGGGAAGAGUCAUCACCGCUUGUAUGAACGUCAAUGCCCUGAAGAAUUGCACGGAGCUCUGCCCCAACUUGGGCAGAAAUCGUAUGCGUACGCAAUACAGUUUUUCACCGAUUUCGAUGUAAAUCCAUACAACGCUCACGUUGUAAAAUAUCUUAAUAAUAAGUCCACUUAUGCAUUAUUGCUUUCGAAAAAGUUGCCAUUAUUAGCGGAAAUGCCAUUAUUUAUGUCACAGGGCAAAAUACGCGUUCGCAUUUCUAAUCAGCCGAGAGAAUUUGUAGUGCAAACAAAUCAACAGCUCAAUACGUUAAUAAAUUUUCAUACAAUGAUUUUCAAAGAUUUGCUUCAACUUUGGAAAGAUUUUCUGGUCAUUGAUCGUCGCAAUUUGGAAAAUUCAUAUUUAAUAGUGCCUUUGGAUUCUUCUCAAUCAAUUGAUUGGCAAUUAAUAGAAAGCUUCCAAAGCUUAGAUCCAGCAAGAUCUUAUUCUGUGAUAGAGCGCAAACAGAAUGUAUACCGUCCGGAGAAUUUCCUUGAUAAGGUCGUAACUAAAUGGUAUAAUAAAAAUGAAGACGAACAAUUUGUUGUUGUUAAGAUACGUCAGGACUUGAAUCCUUUAAGUGAUUUCGACAAUAAUCAAUUCAAAAAUUAUGUGGAAUUUUAUCGAGCACGAUAUAAUAUCAAUGUGGUAGAUUGCAGCCAGUUUCUGCUAGAGGUAAACGCUAGCGUACUUGAGAUUUGAACCCUCGAACACUAUGACUUACGAUUUGGGAAUCGCGGUUCUUACCUUCUAGGCUACUCAAUUUAAAUUCCUUGUAAGUCCGCAUUUCUCCGCAAUUCUUAUAUACACCUUGCACUUUAUCCAAUGCGCAGUUUUAAUUACUACUUGUAUGAUGCAAUAGAAGCCCUUGCGUACCCGUUUGAAUUACUUCCCUAAUAAAUUUAAAAAAUUUAAAACAAAAACUCGAAUGCUCUAUGCAGGCUGUACCGCUCUAAGCCUGCGAGGUCUAAAUAAAUAUCACAAUGGAUUUCUUAUAUUAGCUGCUUAUGGACUGUCGUCUUCCAACUACGAUUGUCACGAAAGUCAUGCGAUUUUGUAAUCGUCUACCAGUAAAGUCAAAAGGAAGCGAAAAAACUCGGCGGAGUAAAUAAAUGAUACGCAUGCGUGAUUGCCGGCAAUUUUGGAGCAAACGACUUUCAGUUCUCUGGUGUCUUUCAAAAGUGCGGCUUACAUAAAAUUCGACCUAAAGAUAUCCUUAACUUUCAAGGCUCCCGGGCAGGUCCAUGAUUAACCCAAAGCUACUUGUUUCACCUCAAAUCGCCCCAACAUAUGUACAUAUGUAAAUGUCUUAUUUAGUAAUAGUUUGGCCUUUAUUUAGACGGCUGCAAGGUAACAACGGCGUUGCUAUCGUCUAACUUCCGCUUCAAAAGAUGUCAUUAAUGAAAUAUUUACAAAUAAAAUAAAAAGUAUGGCGUAUGCGUUGUCUGUUGGCUGCUUGUAAACAUAUUUCGUAUUAUUAACUGAUGAACGGAACAUAUUAACAUAACUUAGCUUGGGUGUG
Messenger RNA from Glossina fuscipes, 1740 nucleotides. RefSeq names its product endoribonuclease Dcr-1-like. Lineage: Eukaryota; Metazoa; Arthropoda; Insecta; Diptera; Glossinidae. Gene Ontology annotation, biological process: apoptotic DNA fragmentation; siRNA processing; pre-miRNA processing. Gene Ontology annotation, cellular component: nucleus; cytoplasm; RISC complex. Gene Ontology annotation, molecular function: RNA binding; ribonuclease III activity; protein binding. The transcript is spliced from 2 exons. The record is from RefSeq and is a predicted model, not a curated record. Bases 3 to 920 code for a protein of 305 amino acids.